Messenger RNA from Hydra vulgaris (swiftwater hydra), 1104 nucleotides. Its product is annotated as SIN3-HDAC complex-associated factor. Gene Ontology annotation, biological process: negative regulation of cell migration. Gene Ontology annotation, cellular component: Sin3-type complex. The record is from RefSeq and is a predicted model, not a curated record. Lineage: Eukaryota; Metazoa; Cnidaria; Hydrozoa; Anthoathecata; Hydridae.
GUUGAAAAAAUGAUUUGCAAUCUGUUGGUCAUUCUGAUCACAUUUUUUCUGCUUUACAUUUCUCAGUCAUUUCCAUUUAAAAAGCAAGAUGUAAGAAUAAGAGAUUGUACAAGCUCCAAUUCAUAAAUUUCUUCAUUCUCUCUCUAUAUACUGAUAAUAUGAAGCUUAGUAAAAGUAAAAUUGAUUUAAGGGAUAUAAGAACAAUAGCCAUUUGAUGUGAAAGAUCAUGCAAACAGAACGUAAAAAGGUUUUUAGAUCAGUAAAUGGUUGCACAGUUUGUUAUGCAAAAUCUGGUCAGCAUCCAUUUCAAAACUCUAAUAAAUGGACAAAAUAUAUUCAAAAGGUUUUUAAUUUAAAUGAAAAUAGAACAAAUAAAGUAUGUUCUUCUUGUGUAAAGCAUAUACUUAAGUGGCGAAGAACACCAAAACAUUCACGUCCUGAUUUAUCUCAUAUUGUUAAAACAGCUCCACUAAGAAGGCCUUCCAACCGUAAGGCACGAACAUCUUCAUCAAUUGAACUAGAUUCAGAAAAAAAGGAUGAUAAUAAAACUGCAGUUACAAAUGAAAUUGAUGAGUUAUCAUCUGAGAGUGAUUUAGAUGGUGAUUUAGAUGAUGCUUAUUUUGAAACUUCAAGCCCUGACUCCACAUUUUCUGAAGAGUAUGUAAUGAAACAAUAUAAGGAUGCAUCAAGCCAAACUUCUUUUCUUUAUCCAGCUCUUACUUCUCCACAGGCCAAUGCUUUUAAACUUCCGUAUAUAGACUUGUCAAAAUGGAGGCAGGAGCAAAUUUGUUGUGGCGUUAUUUUUAGAGGUCCUUCUGGUGAAGUUUUAGUUGAUCCAAAAUGGCUGAAUCCAAGCUGCAGUUUUUGCGAUCGCAGCUGCUCAACACCUUCUCCUCCAAAAGAAUCUAAAGAAAUUAAUAUUUUUGAUGAAAAGUUAGCAUCUCUUCUUGCUUCAUCGUCUUAGUAAUGUUGUGUUGAAUUUAAUGUUGCAUUUGAUAAUUUGCAAAAAAAUUGUUUAUUAUGAACAAUGAAUAACUUUUUUAAAUGUUAUUUCAUUUUUUAAAUUUAGAUGUUCUUUUAAUUUUCUACUGUUAUAUUUACAUA